This is a messenger RNA of Schistocerca nitens (vagrant locust), 6396 nucleotides long. RefSeq names its product protein Gawky (gene gw). Gene Ontology annotation, cellular component: nucleoplasm; P-body. Gene Ontology annotation, molecular function: RNA binding. Gene Ontology annotation, biological process: positive regulation of nuclear-transcribed mRNA poly(A) tail shortening; miRNA-mediated gene silencing by inhibition of translation. The record is from RefSeq and is a predicted model, not a curated record. Bases 398 to 5914 code for a protein of 1838 amino acids. The transcript is spliced from 25 exons. NCBI's taxonomy places the organism in Eukaryota, Metazoa, Arthropoda, Insecta, Orthoptera, Acrididae.
AGUCCCUUUAAACUGAGUUUUUUUAUAUUUUGUUCCGCUGCGCUACCCGUUUGUGUUACCAUCGCGAUAGCAUGGCUAACGUGACAAUAACACCCGCCAUAUUUACGAUGUGUUACCCAGGAGUCGUUCCAACAGUUUGGCAGCGCUGUCACCGGUGGCCUACCUUCGGUUGUUCGGAAGGUGCUCGGCACUUUCCGUCUGAGAUCGGGUUAGUUGUCUCGUUCGCCCAGCAGAGCACGGCAGGCGCAAAAUGGCCGAAAAAGAUUCGAUUUGUACCAUGGCCAGUGAAACAGGUUUCAAUAAAAUAUCUGCCAUUGUGGUUUGCAAUGAUGACUGACGUCUUAUUUGAUAAGAUAUCAGUUUCCAUGUUUUGCCUGCCAAAGAAAAAUUGAGCCCAAUGUUUCCAAACGAAUCUAGUUCAGAUGAGAUUUCUAAAGUAAAUGUCGUUACACAAACGUUUAAGGAUAAUUUAGAGCCAAAUGUUGUGCCAGGAAAUUUAGCAGUAUUGCUACCUGCUGCUGGCUGUGAAUGUUUCGAUAGUGUUGUAGGAGGGGCAUCUAUCCACACUGCCCAUUUUGCCCCUCUGAUGUCCACAGACCAAGUACCUGCUCUCAGGGACUCAAUGGACUGCAGUACCAGUGGAUCCACGACCCUGGAAGCAGAAGUAGCAACAGACAGUCGGCCUCCUGUGCAGCAUUCUCCAUGCGCACAAAGUGAUCUAAUGGGACAUGCGUGCACAGAAUUUUCUGACCACUACCAGCAGCAGCAGCAAAUCAGUUCCAAAGAAGUAGCAGUUCAUUCAAAUGUAGAGCAAUCUGUCCUUCCUUUAGCAUCUACCACUGCCAGCAGGCUGGGGGAUGGGACAAACCACAAACAAACUAGUGCAGGGCUACAUGCUUUGCACCUCAGCAGUAACAAGUCUGAGGCCUUGGGCCAGCAGGGGAGCACAGGGGAAGCCGGAGGGAGGGAUAGAGCUGAACCACCCUCUUGCUCAUCCCCUGAGCUGGAGAUACUCUCAGCAUCUGUGAUAAUCAGCUCAACUUCUAGUGGCACCGCAGGUCUUCCGUCCCUUGUGGUGACCAGCCACAAUGCAGUGCAGCACCAGGACACCAGUGCGUCACUUGCAAGUCAUCUCGGUUCUUCCAACACCAAUAGUUCACCAACCAGUGCACAAACUUGCACGAAAUCAAUCAGUAAUUGCAAUCCACUGUCAGAUCUAAAAUACUUGGACAAGUCGGCACAUGUUCCUGAAACUUCUAAUAAUUAUAAGAGUGACAGCAAUAUUUUAAAUUCAACUGAAGGCCCUGCAACAAACUUACGAUGGGGAAUUCCCAGGGGUGUAGGAUUACGUGGUGGUGGAGAGAGCUCCCUAACCGGAGGCAGCGGAACUAGUGGCUGGGGUUCCGGUGCUGGGGGGACAACUGGCGGAGGCUGGGGAUCCUCCGCAGGGUCUUCACAGCAGCAGCAACAGUCGGGCUCCAGCCAGUGGGGUAAUAGUAGUGGUAGCAGCCGUUCCAGCUCUGCAGUCUCAAGUGGCCCAGGAUCUACUGCUACGAACAGCAGUGCUCAGCAAGGGUCAGGUAACUCAAAUAAGGGCAAUAAUUCACAAAGUGGACAGAAUUCUUCACAGCAGAGCCAGCCACAACAAUCACAACAACAAGGAGGUAGCUCUGCAUCAUCAACACAGUCUACAUCCUCCCAGAUGAGUCAACAAAGUGGCCAGACAGGUGGAGGUGCACAGCAGGUUGGGGGAGGUGGAGGUGGUCAAUCUCAAGGUUCACAACAGCAGCAGUCUGGUAGCGGCUCAGUAACUCAGCAGCAGACCUCCAGCUCAGCUGGACAGCAAGGCAGUUCCACAAAUCAAUCCUCUUCCCAGCAACAGCAACCAGGGACAUCAACUGGUCAUAUUCAGACUGUGACAUCUGGCCAGAGUUCAGUACAACAAUCUCAACAACAGCAAGGCAGUAACAAUGGUUCCAACUCUAGUGCAUCUGCUUCAUGGGCUGCUGCCGCUGGCAAAGGUCUAAGUGGCAGCGGAAGUGUAAAUACAGGAACUUCUAGUUCCGGACAACAGUCUUCUGGAGCAACUUCAGGUUCUUCCAAGCAGCAGCAACUUGAGCACCUGAAUUCCAUGCGAGAAGCACUCUUCAGUCAAGACGGUUGGGGAGGGCAACAUGUCAAUCAGGAUACAGGUUGGGACAUCCCUGCUUCACCUGAACCAGGUGUUAAAGAUGGUGCUCCUGUCUGGAAGCCAAAUGUCAACAAUGGGACAGACCUCUGGGAAGCAAAUCUGCGCAAUGGUGGUCAGCCACCACCCUCGCAGGCUGUUCAAAAGACACCAUGGGGCCAUACACCGAGUAGCAACAUCGGAGGCACAUGGGGUGAGGACGAUGAUGUGGCAGAUAGUUCAAAUGUGUGGACCGGUGUCCCUACAGCUCCCCCUGGCCCAGGCCCCACGGCAUCAGCGUCUCAGUGGGGUGGACCUGCAGCUCCUGGUGCGGCGGCAGCAGCUGCAGCUGCUGCAGCAGCCGUUUGGGGUGGUGGAAUGUUAGGCCCACGAGAGCAUAUGCAUGGUGUCGUUGAGGGGGGAUUGCGUGGAGAUGUAGGGGUGAGGGACAUUCGGGGCGUGGGUGAGAUGAGAGCUGCGACUGGAGUGGGAGUGGGGGAUCCUCGCCGCUUGAACGGUAGUGGUGUUGGUGUCGGGGCAGGAGGUGACACGAGUGCUAUGUGGGCAGCACACCCCACAGCAAGUGCUCCACAUCAUGGUGCUGCACAACACCACACUGGGCAACCGUCACAGGCGAAGAUGGUGCCACCUACAGUCCCUACAGCAGGCGUAAACCAGUGGGCUGGCCCACCCCCAAAAGAUCUCACUUUGGGAAGCAGUGUGGGUGUCACCAAACCAUCAGGUUGGGAAGAACCGUCUCCUCCAGCACAACGCCGUAAUCUGCCAAACUACGAUGAUGGAACAUCAUUCUGGGGCAGCCAAUCUAGUCGCAUUGGUAAGGUGUCCCAUUGGAAGGAAAUGCCAACUCCAAAUGUUGGGCGAGGAAGCAUGCCAUGUCCUCCAGGCAUGCCACAAAACAGACUUCCAGGAAACACAUCUGGAGGAGCAAAACCUGAUGGUACACCAAUUUGGGCCCAACCAGGAAGAAAUGGGUCGUGGGGUGAUACCACUCAUGAUGCAAGUAAUGCUGGCUGGGGUGAUGAAUCAAAGGUUGCUGCCAGCAUUAAUUCUUGGAAUGAGCCACCUCUCACUCCAACUUCUUGGGCUGGACCGAAAGCAAAGAAUCCUCUCAAUCCAGGUGGCUGGAUGGAUGGUGAUAUGGACACAAGUUCUUGGGGGCAUCCUCCAAAACAGGGUCCAAAGCAAUUAACGAGAGAUAUUGUGUGGUCCAGUAGACAGUUCAAACUACUGUCAGAGUUGGGAUUCAAGAAGGAAGAUAUCGAGAACGCCUUGCGUGCAAGCAACAUGAUUCUUGAGGAUGCUCAUGAGCUACUGUCCACUGCUAGUCGUGUGGGUGUUGAGAGCUGGCGUCGUCAUGAUGAUCAUUCGCCAUUUGAUCUCACAAGUGGACACCCAAAUGUUGGAGCAUGUGCAGCUGGUGUAGGUGUUGGUGUUGGAAUGGGUGCCUUUCCUGGUCAGAGAUUCAACCCUGUUGCUGCUCAACAGAUGCCCUUUGCACCACCGGGCCCUGGUGGUGGUGUGAGUAAUGCAGGACCAAACCUUUUGAAUAAUGCGGGAUUAAAUAUAAACAGCAUGAGCCCAGCUAUUAUGCAGAAGAUGCUCAGCCAACAGCCACCCCCAACACCGCAGCAGGCUCACCCUGGUGCUGCUGCCCAAGCAGCCGUGCAGCAGCCCACAGGUGCGGGUGUUGGUGUGGGCGCAUUCAGCUCACCUGCAGCUGCGGCGGCUGCUGCUGCUGCACGUGCACCCCAGGCGCAGCCAACUGCUACUCAGUUACGCAUGCUUGUGCAGCAAAUACAGAUGGCCGUUCAAGCUGGCUACCUCAAUCAUCAGAUUCUUAACCAACCAUUGGCUCCACAAACUUUGAUAUUGUUAAAUCAAUUGCUGCAACAGAUAAAGGCCUUGCAGAACUUGAUGCAACAACAAGCUGUUGUGCAAGUGCAACCCCAUAAGAAUAGUUCCAAUGCUGUUCUGCAAAUUUCUGUGCAAAUAACAAAGACUAAACAGCAAAUUACAAAUUUGCAGAACCAGAUAGCAUCACAGCAGGCAAUCUAUGUGAAGCAGCAGCAACAGCAACACCAGCAGCAGCAACAGCAGCAGCAACAACAGCAGCAGCACCAACAACAGCAACAGCAGCAACAACAGCAGCAGCAUCACCUUGCCGCUGUGCAAGGGGCACAGCAGUCUGAAUUUUUCAAAUCUACGCUGCAUGAUCAGAUGAUGCUACCUCACAAGUUUGCUGAUCUCACAAUUGCUACAGAUCCAACUGCACAGAUGCCAUCAUCUUAUCAGACCAGUCAGCAGUCCCGUCUGAAUCAGUGGAAACUGCCAUCUCUGGAGAAAGAUCAAGACGUGACCAGUAAUGAAUUCAGCAGAGCUCCAGGCACAACUACUAAGACUGCACUUCCUCAGAGUCAUUCUUCACCAAAUAUGAAUCCUCUCCUCGGACCUAGUGAUGGGACUUGGUCAACUGUAACUGCACGGGCUGGAUCAGAUACAGGUUGGCCUGAUGUGUCUGGAGCAGGCAGUGGUGGGGAUGGCAGCAUUCAGCCCGGAGGUGACAGUAAAGACCCAUGGCCAGCAGUUACUACCAGUGCAGCAGCUGCAUUCACAGACCUUGUACCAGAAUUUGAACCAGGAAAGCCAUGGAAGGGUACUCCAAUGAAAAGCAUUGAGGAUGAUCCGAGUAUCACACCAGGGUCCGUUGUGCGCUCUCCACUAUCAUUACCGGUAAUAAAAGAUGAAAUUUUCACUGGAGGCAGCAAAACCUCUCCUUCUGUCAGUUCAUCAAUGGAUACACCUGUACCACCUCUUAGCCUUUCCUCAUCUACGUGGACUUUUAAUCCUGCUCCACCAACAAGUUCCGUGGGAAAAUUGGGAGGUGGUGGUGGAGCAGGUGCUGGAAGUGGCAGCAAGGGUGGUUGGGGUGAACCACCUCCUUCUGGGGGCGUCGUUACUGGUGAGUUGUGGGGAGCCCCUUCUGGCGGAAUGGCAGCAGCCAGCAAAGCACGAGGACCACCACCUGGCCUGGCAGGUACUGGUGCAGGCGUUGCUGUAGGAAAGAGCAAUGGCUGGGGAGGCCUCAGUGGUUCUGUUGCCACAAAUGCUGCUGGCACUGGUGGCACAGGACGCUCUUCUUGGGGCAUUCAGACUCCUGCAUGGGGCUCCACAUGGUUGCUGCUCAGGAAUCUCACACCACAGAUUGAUGGCUCAACACUAAAGACACUUUGUGUGCAACAUGGUCCUUUGCUCAGUUUUCAUUUGUACCUGAAUCAUGGAAUUGCUCUUGCCAAGUAUUCUACACGUGAAGAGGCUAAUAAAGCUCAAGGGGCACUUAACAAUUGCGUCCUCGGCAAUACGACGAUUUUUGCCGAGUCACCUGGUGAGUCGGAGGUGCACUCAUUGCUACAGCACCUGGGCCAUGGUGGUGGUGGUGGUGCUGGUGGCCAGCAGACGUCUGGCAGUGGUUGGGGUCCAGGACCAGGUAGUGGACGUGGAUCAGGAGGCAGUGGUGCUGGAGGAUCCCAAGGUGGUCCAGGGCCUGCGAAGUCGGCAUCUGAUGCAUGGGGUGGAGUUGCAGGUAGCCAGCUUUGGCCACCUACUCCAUCAUCUGUCUCAGGUUCCUUGUGGGGAGACGGAACGUCAGGUGGCGAUCAGCACCGCUCGACGCCUUCGUCUCUCAAUUCGUUCCUGCCAGGUGACUUACUGGGUGAGGGCUCAGUGUGAACUAAACUUGUGCCUACCUACAGGAAUUUAAAAUCCUUUCCUUUGUCCCAUCUGUGCACGUAAACAUAUAUUGGGCAUAAUAUUGAGUGAAGAAUGAGCUUCUAUCGAAUCUUCUCCAUAGUGACGUACUCGAAGUUUUCCAUCCUUUUACAUAAGGAAACUGCUCCCAAAUUCCAUCUCCUAUCUAUCACCUCAGUGCCGGCAUGCUGUCCAACUGCAAAAUGUGUUGGAUAGUAGCCAUUGUAAAACAAAACUGAAUUUAAAAUAGAAUGACUUGGAGAACCUGUGCGCAUUGCUGUGGAGAAGAGAGAAAUCUCCAUACCUGUGAUCUCAGUUUCCUAUUUGCGCUAUACGGUUGCUUCUGUCCCCAUAACUAUGAGAGUCUAGUUAGUGACAGCAGUUGUAUUCUUAUUAUUAUGUUACUUAUAUAAAUAUAUAUAUAUGUAUAUAAAAUAUAUGAGGAUUGCAGUUUUGACUGUUAA